This is a messenger RNA of Meloidogyne enterolobii, 924 nucleotides long. The record is from the annotation of a GenBank genome assembly. Lineage: Eukaryota; Metazoa; Nematoda; Chromadorea; Rhabditida; Meloidogynidae.
AUGUCACCAUCUCCUAUUAGGAGAAUGAGGGGAAGUGUUGGAGGAGGUGGAGAUUUAACACAUUUUAGCUUUGAACAAAUUCGAAGUAGAAGUUCUUUAUCCAAUCAUGCUAGUAAUAAUGCUCAAGAAACAUUUAAUAAUUCAAUUAAUAAUUCUUCGGAACAUCCAAAUUAUCAUCAACGAAUGUUGGCUACAGCAAAUGCUAUUUCACAGCCUCGGUCUUUGGAUUUAGAUGCAAGAGAACGUAGUCGUUCAGAAGGAGAAGCAUUAUCAUCAAAUAAUGUUUGUAAAAGGAAUAAACAGUCUGGAGGGGGAGGAGGGGAUUUUGAAGAUGAUGAAGAGGAUGAAAGAAUGGAUACUGGACAUUCUACACUUUCUGUCCCCACAGGAACAACAACAACGGCAAAUAGAGGAAAUUUACAUGCGGGAUUAAAAAGAAGAAGAUUACAAUUAUUACAAAAAAAUAAAGAAAAAGAAGAACAAAAAAUAAAUAAAAAUAAUAUUUCUAUAAAAAUAAUUACAUCUGAUAACGAUAAUAACAAUAAUAAUAAACAAAUAAAUAAUAAUAAACCAACAAUUGAAGAACCACCUCCAUCACCUACAUUAACUGAAUUAUUUCAGCCUGGAGAUUUGGACAAUGGACGGCGUAAACAAGUAGAAGAAUGGAUUAAACAACAAACCGCUGCAUUAGAAGCAAUUAGACAUUCUUUAGUUCCAGCACAUCAAGAAGCUAAUCUUUUACAGGUUCCAAGUGUUAUACCACAAAAUUCAUUAGAACAACUUUGGCCCCAACCAGCAACUGACUGUUCACAAGUCGGGCCUAUUCGGCCAAUGCUUGCUUCUUUAUGGAGACGUAGUAGAUCAGAAUCUGAAUUAUCUGGAGGAGGAAAAACGAAUAUUUCUCCUUUUAUGGGUAAAUUUUAA